Impatiens glandulifera is the source of this 1556-nucleotide messenger RNA. RefSeq lists its product as uncharacterized. NCBI's taxonomy places the organism in Eukaryota, Viridiplantae, Streptophyta, Magnoliopsida, Ericales, Balsaminaceae. The record is from RefSeq and is a predicted model, not a curated record. The coding region runs from base 329 to 1384 and encodes 351 amino acids. The transcript is spliced from 8 exons.
UAUUGCCUCUUUCGUUUCUCCCUACUUCCGAUUGAUUUACAGCUCUUAUCUUUCUCACUCUUUGACUCGACCACAGCCGGUCAUGACACGUUCUUCUUCGUCUGAAAUUGCACGCCGCGAUCUUUGAAUUUCGGUUUGUUUGCGUUGAAGUCUUCUUCUUCUCUUUCUCUUUCUCUUUUAAUCAUUCGUCUCCUCCUCUAUUCUACUCUACGUUUUUCUUUUCAAAUCAGCAGCACUCAUUUUGUUGUUGCGCUAGUAACUCAUCUCUACCUGUUGAUUCGUUAUUGAAACAACAAAAAGAGGUCUUUCUUACAAAUAUUAAGACACAAUGCGUGCACCAUCACUUCUUGCACAGUGCUUGCCUGGCUUACUACUACCCCAUGACCAGGGGAGUCACACUUUGCCUUCCAUUUCUGAUAGAUAUAUGAAUAUUUCCUCACCAGCUGUGGAGAUUGUCCCAUCAAAGAUGGCUCAUCCUUACAAAUAUGCAGGAGAGAGUAUUGAUAUACAUGGAUUCAAUGUCUUCAAGGGACGGGUUAGUGUUGCGGACCUAAUUGGGUUAGCUGGUUCAGAAAUUACACCUUCAAAACCUGAUGGAUCUGUUAAAUUGUCGGAAAGCUCAAUUGAUCUUGUUAACGUCCUUAAACAUGAGAUUCGAGAUGGACAGUUGAGCUUUAGAGGGAAAAGGGUGCUUGAGCUGAGCUGCAGCUAUGGUCUUCCCGGGAUUUUUGCUUGUCUGAAGGGAGCUGCGACAGUUCACUUUCAAGACCUUAAUGCAGAAAAUAUAAGAUGCACAACCAUCCCGAAUGUGAUGGCUAAUCUUGAGCAGGCUCGGGAAAGACAAAGCAGACAGCCUGAAAGUCCUUUGACUCCGUCAAGGCAAAAUCUCACCCCAACAGUGCACUUCUUUGCUGGAGGAUGGGAAGAACUUCCUACGGUUCUAUCUGUUGUAAGGAAUGAGUCAUAUGAAGUUCCAACUGCUCCAAGCUUGAGCUUCUCUGAGGAGGAUUUCAUGGAUGCUUGUAGCAGCCAAGAUGGAAGCAUUGUUGCGAACGAAUCUUCUUCAAGGCGUUCUCGGAAGCUGUCCAGAAGCAGGGCGUGGGAGAGGGCUUGUGAGACAGACCAAGAUGAAGAUGGAUAUGAUGUUAUGUUGAUGACAGAGAUACCCUGUUCCUUAACAUCUUUGAAGAAGAUAUAUGUCCUCAUCAAAAAGUGCUUGAAGCCUCCUUAUGGGAUCUUAUUUGUGGGGAUGAGAAAGAACUAUGUGGGGUUUAACAGUGCAGCGCGGCAGCUAAGAAGCUUGGUGGAUGAAGAAGGAAUUUUGGGAGCUCAUCUAGUGAAAGAGACAACAGACAGAGAGAUUUGGAAAUUCUUCUUGAGAUGAAGAAAAUCAUUGAUUGUUGCCUUGGAUUCUUGCUGGUGAUUGAUUUCUACUUUCUGGUAUGUGGAAAAAUACUUGCGGUAAAAUUCAUUUGUUCUUCGUCUCUUGGAAUAUCGAUAUUCGAUAUAAUGCCUGAGAAAAAGAAAUGCAGUAGAAAAGAAAGUUUUAAUUGCUU